Molecule: messenger RNA, 969 nt
Organism: Schistocerca nitens (vagrant locust)
Lineage: Eukaryota; Metazoa; Arthropoda; Insecta; Orthoptera; Acrididae
Product: ankyrin repeat and SAM domain-containing protein 3-like
Exons: 7
Coding region: 139-969 (276 amino acids)
Biological process (GO): piRNA processing
Cellular component (GO): pi-body
Molecular function (GO): protein binding
Source: RefSeq, a predicted model, not a curated record
AACUAGUGAAAAGCGAAACAGUUACAUAAAAGUAUCCACUUAGAUGCAGACAGGCAGAGGGCCUGUUGGGUGUUUGUCUGGCUAGUGUGAGGUGAGAAUAUCAACUUCUGCAGUCACCUUUCUGGUUGGACACCUCUAAUGUUUGCUGCUAGUCGAAACCACGUGGUUGCUGUGAAACAUUUGAUUGUGAAGGGAGCAAACGUGUGCACUCAUUCAACAGAUGAUGGCAGAACAGCGUUUGCUUUAGCAGUUUCUGGAGGGAGCUGUGAGACAGUUGCAGCAAUAGCUGACGAGACACUUAGGCAGAAAGGUGCUGGUUUUAAAUUUGCUUCAAAUCUGAUUUCUGAAGCCAAUGAUGAGUCACUUCAGAAAAUACUGCCUUGGCUUCAACGGGACUUUGAUAAAGUUUCCCGUGAUCUUGUAAGCUUAUGUGGAGAUGAGAAUUUAGGUCUUGACAGUUGGGACUUUUAUGGUUGGACUCCCCUGAUGCAUGCUGUUUACUUUGGAACACCUGACAUAGUAAAAAUGCUUGUGGAGAAGGGUUGCAACGUCAACGUAGCUGACAUAACUGGCAAGACACCUCUGAUAGUGGCAAUAGAGUGUUCGCGAGAAGAUAUGGUGUUCACUUUAUUGAAUUCUGGUGCGAAUCCAACUUGUAAAACAAAGAAAGGUCGAACAGCUGUUGAUUAUGCUGAGGUUUAUAAUGGGUAUCCUGGCAUUGUUAAUAUGGUGCAGGCUGCUGCAGAGUUCAGAUCAAAGUUAAAGAAUGCAAGUCUACGCACUGUCAUCCUCAUACUUGCUGGACUUGGUCUCCGCAAGUAUAUUCCAACUUUUAUUGAACAUAACAUUGAUGUAAACAAGUUCAAUCAGCUGACUGAGGAUGACCUUCGUGAUCUGGGUUUGACGACUAUGGGCCCAAGAAAGAAGGUACUGUCAGCUGUCAGAGACCGCCUGACUGAGAUCUUAUGA